AUGUUCAGUGUGCUUUCUGUGUUUGCAGAUCGUGGUAACGACAAUUGGCUAGUCAAAUACGAGCAGGCGGACAUAGUGGUGGCACCGAUACCACCUGACCCUGUACCAACGCAGCAUGCAGUGAAGGAUUCUAAUGUGGAAUGGAAGGCUGUUGGAGAUGAUGCUAGUGCAGCUCAUAGGUCGUCUCCUAGUGCAGAACACCAAGGAAAUGUUGAUGAGCAGCCAGUCGAGAAGCUAAUCGAUGUGGAUUCAGUGGAACGUCCGCAACCACCCACUCAGAUGACGAUGGCGAUGGGGAUGGCUAGUGAUGGUGGUGAUAAAUACGGCGCUGAGAGGCCUAUCGAUGAUCCAAUAACGGAUAAUAGUGAUGCGUGUGCCAUCGCACAACACCAAUCAAAAGAUCAAUGUGUGAAUGUGGAGCCAGAUGAAUGUAUCUGGAGUGAUGUAUCAAUGCCAACCAUUCAAUUGGCAGCUAUCGACAACGGUCUAGCGUUCCCGUUUAAGCAUCCGGAUGAGUGGAGAGCAUAUCCGUAUCAUUGGGCAUGGUUGCCCAUAGCAAAGAUGCCGUUCAGUGAGGAGACCGUCCAAAAAGUGCUACCGUUCGUGGAGAGCACCGAAUUCGUGCAAGAGCUAUGUGAAGAUCUACGAAAGAUCUUCAAAGAGGAUAAAGGUUUCGACAAGAAAAUGUUCGAGCUGCAGCUGAACGUAAUGCGUGGACAGAUCUUCAAUCUUCGUGAAGCGUUAAAACAACGCAAAUCACCACAACAACUCGUGCAAAUGCCACCCCAGCUGAUCGUCGAAGUGAAAUCUAAGAAAAAGAAACGAAAAUCAAAAGAGUCCAAAACACGAGCCAUCAAUCGACGCAAUAUGCUACAGCAGCAACAACAACAACAACAACAACUACACAGUGCUAACGAGGAUACUGCUGAUGGAUCAGCUUCAGCAGGAGCAUGCAUAACGUUCGCAACAACGGGAGAUGAAAGCCAAACGGAUAGGAUGUCGUCGCCGCAUGCGGGUGACGAUAGCAGUGGGAUUGCGUCAUCUGCAGCAGUAGCCACGAGCAGUGCAGCCACAAGCCAGCAGUCAAGAGCACCGCCGAAGACAUGGCACGAAGUCUAUCAGCAGAAGGUGCAAACUCGAUCCGCCUUCUUCACAUGGUGGUAG
Anisakis simplex (herring worm) is the source of this 1164-nucleotide messenger RNA. NCBI's taxonomy places the organism in Eukaryota, Metazoa, Nematoda, Chromadorea, Rhabditida, Anisakidae. The record is from the annotation of a GenBank genome assembly.